Molecule: messenger RNA, 2716 nt
Organism: Lottia gigantea (owl limpet)
Lineage: Eukaryota; Metazoa; Mollusca; Gastropoda; Lottiidae
Exons: 11
Coding region: 87-2096 (669 amino acids)
Biological process (GO): establishment of mitotic spindle localization; mitotic cytokinesis; mitotic chromosome condensation
Cellular component (GO): mitotic spindle; nucleolus; microtubule
Molecular function (GO): microtubule binding
Source: RefSeq, a predicted model, not a curated record
CGACAACAAAGGCGCCGCAAGAAAAACACGAACAUUUUACUGUUAUUAUUAAAUUUAUUCACCAUUUUACCGUAUAAAUAUUUGUGAUGAUGGGGAUCAAUGAAUUGGAAAAUUUGAAAUACCACGAGCUACAAAAGCUGGCGAAGGCGAAAGGGAUUCGGGCUAAUAUGAAGGUUGAAAAGUUAAGAAAAGCUUUAAAAGAUCAUUAUGAAAGUGAUGCCAGUAACACUGCUACAGACCAUGGUUCAUCAAGUUCAUCAACUGAACAGGAAUCCAAGAAGCAAAAUUCUCCAAAAAUUAAAAAAUCUCGUGGUCGAAAAGAUGGAAGGAAGAAGAAAGAUAUUGACACAUCAAAUGAUGAAGAUACAUCUAAUGAAACAAAGACUAAUGAAGAAGAACAAGCUGUUAGACAGACAAGAAACAGAAAAACUAGAAAAAGUAAAAAAUCCAAAAAGGGGGAAGUCGAGUUGAAAUCACCAGUGCCAAAAAAACCUGUCAUAGCUUCAAUUAUUAAAUCUCCCUUUGCCAGUAUCAAAUCCCCUGCUGUAAGAAGGUCAACAACAAUAUUGGGAGUCAAGUCUUUGAAAUCAACGCCGACUACAUUUAAAUCUCCAGUUUGGGCUAAAAAACAACCUAUUCAAUCACCAGCUCUAAAUAAUAAAGCAUUAAAGAAACAACUGGCACCUAAAAGAAAAAGAAGUAAUUCUAAGGAAGAAAAGAAAGAAAACGUAGAGCAACCAGUUAAUGUUGAACCCAGCGCAAAACGUGUGAGAAAAAAUAGUUCUCCACCGAAAGUUAAUACACCAACUAGAACAUCAUUGACUAAAUCCUCACCAUUAAAUAAUACUCCUAAAAAUAACACACCUAAACAAGGCAAGAGAAAGUCUUCAAGUCCUGGUGUAAAAAGUAUGUUACAGGCUAUGGAUGGACUGUCAAGUGAACAGAUGAAAGCUACCUUAUUAGAGGCUUUAGAUAAAAAGGUUGCCGAAAAUCCUGGUACAAGUUCACAAGUCUCUAAUAUUCCAAGAUUCACAGCAUUUGUGGGACAAAAUGGUGAAAAAGCUGAUAAGAAGAAAGCCAACACUCCAGACUGGAAAAAGAUACACAAGAAAGAGUUUUCUAGAUGGGACAAUUUGGAGACGUAUAUGGAGAAACGAAAGAAAAGGGCUGAAGGUUUAACUGGAUCAUUCAAUUCAGUUCAUAAGUUACUGAAAGAGACACAGACAGCUGUUGAUAGAUUGAAAAAUACAAAAACACCUCAGAUUGUGAAACCAGUAAGAAAAGAUUCAAUUCGUUCAUCUUUUCAAUCACCAAAAGGCUUCAAACCAUCAACCAUUUCUACUAAGAAUUUGAAUCUGAAAUUUGGUGCUAACAAGACUCCAGUUGUACAGUCCAACAAUAAAACGCCACGUUCAACCAGUAAACCAACACCUGUUACACCAGUUGUUAGAACUGUCUCAAAUACAUCAAGUGGAGUAAAAAGUACUAAAUCAUCUAAGACGCCUAAAUCUAACAUCAGUAAGAGAUCCGUAUCAAGACAGUCGACAACUAAACCUAAAUCACCAGCAUCACAACAAUCGACAUCUAAACCUAAAUCACCAGCAUCACAACAGUCGACAGCUAAACCUAAAUCACCAGCAUCACGACAUUCAACAGCAAAACCAAGAACACCAGCAGAAACCCUAGUUAAGCCACGAAUAAACAUAAAACCAUCAUCAACUGUUAAAUCAUCACCACAUUUUAAUUCACUAACCAAUAUCACUCACAAAUCUAACAAAUUAUCUAUUGGUGAUGGAUUUAUAACUGGAGGAACCCCUUUGAAAUUUAAAGGAUUGAAUACAUCAGUUUUGAAUAGCUCAAUGAAGAAACCAUCCUUUGAUUUGAAAGCUAGUUUAUCUAGACCUAUGACAUGGAAAGCUCAUAAAGGAAAACUAAAACCCUUAGAUCUCAACACAGCAUAUAAAACAUUAGACAAGACAUCAUAUAAAACACCACAAACACAGACAAUUAAAGACAGACGCCGUAAAGUUGAAGUGAACAGAGCCGAUAAAAAGUUUGAGUCACAAAUGCGUAAAAGAGGAUUAUCUUUGGCUUAAUUUAAAAUUUGUUAUAUUGUUUGUUAUUAUUGUAUGUUAUACUUUUAAAACUACUUUCUGUAAUAGUGCUCUUUAAGCUACUCUAUUCAUAUAAUGUAAAUAUUCAUUUCAUCUGUGCACAUUUUAGUUCAAUUUAGUUUUUACUCUUUACUCCUGUUUCUCAUUAUAUCUCUAAUUAUAUCAAUGUAUAUAUUACUCAAUUAUCUUAAUCCAUUUUUUUAAAAUAUUUUUUGGGGUGUUGGGAGGGGAUAUUAUCCUGGAAAUAUUUCUCAAAAAAUAUAAUAUAAUUUAAUCAGUUUUUAGACAUCAAAAUUACUGUUUCUAGUUGUUGCAAAUAACUCAAAGUUCAAUCGUAAUUUUAUGAUUAGCCUAUCUAUUCAAGUUGCAUCAAAGUAGGUUUUAACCUGUAGGUUCUGAAUCAAUUACAAGCUAUUGUCUGAGCAAAUCAAAAAAAAAAAAUUUUACUUUGCUCAGACAAUAAUGAAUGUAUCAAAAUUAUGAUUUGGGGUCAAAAUCUUAACUCACUUUUCAUAUUUUUAUAUUAAAUUUUACUGUUAUGCUGUAGAUAAUAGGCUUGUAAAGUAAAUACAUCAAUUGUAGAGCAAUAUAGAAUUAUUAAA